This is a messenger RNA of Mirounga angustirostris (Northern elephant seal), 1111 nucleotides long. RefSeq names its product lipocalin 8 (gene LCN8). Lineage: Eukaryota; Metazoa; Chordata; Mammalia; Carnivora; Phocidae. Gene Ontology annotation, molecular function: small molecule binding. The coding region runs from base 1 to 561 and encodes 186 amino acids. The transcript is spliced from 6 exons. The record is from RefSeq and is a predicted model, not a curated record.
AUGGAGGCUGGGAUGCUGAGUGCCAUCCUGGGCGUCGUCAUGGUGCAGGGGGGCACAGCCAUACAGGACCUGGAUCUGCAGAAGAUUGUAGGAUUCUGGCGGGAAGUUGGUGUGGCCUCCAGCCAAAACCUGGCACUGAAGACCCCAAAGAGGCUGGAAGCCUUGUUCCUGACCUUGAGUGGACAUGAGCUGAUUGUGAAGGCUGCAUAUAACAGCUCAGGAAGUUGUGAGACAGAAAAAAUAGUGAGCUCAGAAAUAGAUGUUUCGGGGACAUUCAUUUUUCCUGGCCACAGGGAGAUCCACGUGAUAGACACGGACUAUGAACAGUUUGCCAUUUUGAGGCUGUCCCUCCACUGGCAAGGCAAGGACUACCAUGUGCUCAAGUAUUUCACUCGGAGCCUGGAGGACGAGUAUGGGCCAGGCUUCUGGAGAUUCCGGGAGAUGACAGCAGACAUGGGGCUUUACCUGGUGGCCCGGCAUGGGAGAUGCGCCAAGCUCCUGAAGGAGGUGAGCUUUGCCCUGGGCUGCGCUGAGUCCCCUAAGCUGAGUCUUCCGACCUGACAGGGACCCUGAAUCACUCUGCAUCCUGGGCCUCCAGGGUGUGGACACCAGGCUGCCAGAGGGGGACCCCGGAGGCUGGGGCCUCGAAGACAGGGCUGGGGGAGGGACGGGAGGAGGCUGGGCCCUCGUCCUGCCUUUCUGGCCAGCAGGGUGGGGACACAAGCCCUGUGGGCACCGUCUCGGGUUCCCCGUGUCCCACACGGUGCUAGCCCAUCCCCUGCAUGAUCCCCUCUGUCUCAGCACAGCCCCGAGAGCUGGGGACUGUGACCCUGCCUUGCAGGUAGAGAAACUGAGGCCCAGGGAGGCUUUUUGCUCACAGUCAUGCAGCUAGGACACGGGCCCCCACCCGUGGCCUUAACCACUGCCCCCAGGGGCCUUUGGAGGUCAGGCAGUGCCCUGAGGCCCUGCCCUUCUGUGUCUCAGGAGCUGAUCUAGAGGAUGCCUGUGCCCAGGCCGGGAUGCUCCGAGCCUCCGCCCCCACCCCCGGCCUCUCCUGGCCCCAGGGCGCUGCUGGUACCUUCUCCGAAUAAACCCCACUGACAAACCCACU